Messenger RNA from Carassius carassius (crucian carp), 1886 nucleotides. RefSeq names its product extra-ocular rhodopsin (gene exorh). The record is from RefSeq and is a predicted model, not a curated record. Bases 242 to 1306 code for a protein of 354 amino acids. The transcript has 5 exons. Gene Ontology annotation, molecular function: G protein-coupled receptor activity. Gene Ontology annotation, biological process: G protein-coupled receptor signaling pathway; visual perception; phototransduction. Gene Ontology annotation, cellular component: photoreceptor outer segment; membrane. NCBI's taxonomy places the organism in Eukaryota, Metazoa, Chordata, Actinopteri, Cypriniformes, Cyprinidae.
AUUUAACCUUGUGGAUUAUUAGGCCUCUCUGACCCCAAUCUGCACGUAACUCCAUUCCUCCAAAUUGCAGCACCUCCCUGUAAUCUGUCAUCUACUCUUAAUCUGAGCACAUGGGGGGCAUAUAAGAGAGGUGCUCGCAUCCCGCAGAGCAGAUUUCACUCUCAGUCACUUUCUACUGAGAAGAAGGUUAACUCUCACCUAUCAAUAUUCUCCAUUGUAUCCCUUGACCAGUCAACCAAAAAUGAAUGGAACAGAAGGUCCGAACUUCUAUGUGCCAAUGUCCAACAAGACGGGUUUGGUGCGGAGCCCGUUUGAGGAGCCGCAGUACUAUCUGGCAGAGCCGUGGAAGUACUCGCUCCUGGCGGCGUACAUGCUAUUCCUCAUCAUCACUUCGUUCCCUGUCAACUCCCUCACGCUCUAUGUCACCGUGCAGCACAAGAAGCUGCGCACGCCGCUCAACUACAUCCUGCUCAAUCUGGCCGUGGCCGACCUGUUCAUGGUGGUGGGCGGCUUCACCGUCACCCUCUACACUGCCCUGCAUGGGUACUUCGUCCUGGGGGUCACCGGCUGCAACAUCGAAGGCUUCUUCGCCACUCUGGGUGGUGAGAUCGCGCUGUGGUCUCUGGUGGUUUUGGCUGUCGAGCGUUAUAUUGUGGUGUGUAAGCCAAUGACAACAUUUCGUUUCGGAGAGAAGCACGCCAUCGUGGGAGUGGGCUUCACCUGGGUCAUGGCCCUCACCUGCUGCAUGCCGCCCCUGCUGGGCUGGUCCAGGUAUAUUCCAGAGGGAAUGCAGUGCUCUUGUGGAAUAGAUUACUACACUCCCAAACCUGAGAUCAACAACACCUCGUUUGUCAUCUACAUGUUCAUCCUGCACUUCUCCAUCCCACUGCUCAUCAUCUUCUUCUGCUACAGUCGCCUUCUCUGCACUGUCCGUGCGGCCGCUGCUCAGCAGCAGGAAUCAGAGACAACCCAGAGGGCCGAACGGGAAGUGACACGUAUGGUGGUUGUCAUGGUGGUCUCGUUCUUAGUGUGCUGGGUGCCAUAUGCCAGCGUGGCCUGGUACAUCUUUGCUAAUCAGGGGACGGAUUUUGGUCCUAUAGUCAUGACGGUUCCUGCUUUCUUUGCUAAGAGUGCAGCACUUUACAACCCUGUCAUCUACAUCAUACUCAACAGACAGUUCAGGAACUGCAUGCUCACUACGGUCUGCUGUGGAAAGAACCCGUUUGGUGAGGAGGAGACCAGCAUGAUGGCCUCCAGUAAGACUCAGUCCUCGGUGGUCUCGUCCAGUCAGGUGGCUCCCGCCUGACCGACAGCUGGACAAAUCCACCCAGCAGUCUCCUACAGGCCAAAUAUGUCAGUCCACAUCUACUCAGUUUCCACUCAUCCAGCCAACAACUACAUCUACUACUUCAUUCGUUUCUGCCCUUGAAUCUUACAUGUUUUGUAAAAACUAGCCAAUCAGAUCUCUGUAGUUAUAGUGUAUAGUGUUUGUACUGCAUGUGAUUGUGUAUUUACAUGGAAAAUACUUUCUGUUUAGUAACUUGAUGGCAUCUCUGGAUUUAUCUCAACAGCUGCUCCAUUGGUUCUGCCUGAUACUCCAUCUGUUACAAUUAAUUUUAAGCUAUAGUCAGUUACGAUUUUGUAAAGUUCUGAUUUUCAAAGGAUAACCUUUUGUAGGCUAUUGUUCGGAGUCUAUGUGCUGUUUCUUUAGAAAGUUUUAUGUUGACAAGACGUGAGACUGAGUGCUGAAGCCAGAAGAGACCUCAGGAGAUUCACCACACACCCAGCGAAACUAUUCUCUGAACGUUUAGAUGUAAAUGUCGUCUGUGGAAGAAUUAUAAAUGAAUAUGUUAAUGUAUAAAGACAUGAAUUUGAUUACAAAAUAU